ACAACUCACAGUCAAACCUCCCCGAUUUCACUUUCCCCUUCUUCUUAUCUCUCUCGCUCUCUCUAAUGGCUGCAUUCUGCUCUUCCACAGGGCAGUUUGUAAACCCUAGUUUCAGUACAUCUUCUCCUCCAUCAACCUCAUCAUCAUAUUCCUCACGCCCCAGGCGCAAAUUAUUAGCACCCACCACCACUGCACUCUCAGCAUUUCACUCCUCCUCAUCUCCUCAAAUCCAAUGUGAAAAACUCUCUACUAACUCAAAGCCCAAAUCCCCAAAACCAUUUAAACCCAAACCUUUCCUCACUAAAACCCUUAUCUUCUCUGCUGCAACCGCUUCUCUUUUUCACUUCUCCGGUGGUGGCGGCGGCGGCGGUGGUUGGAAUGGCGGCGGUGGGGGUGGAGGAGGUGGAGGAGGAGGGGGUUCUGAUUUCUGGGCGAAAUUGUUUUCUCCUUCAGCAAAUGCGACGGAAGAGGAAACCCAAGAGUGGGAUUUCCAUGGAUUACCAGCUAACAUUUUAGUGCAAUUGAGUAAACUGAGUGGAUUCAAGAAAUAUAAGAUUUCUGAGAUUUUGUUUUUCGAUAAACGGAAAGGUAUGACGAUUGGUACCGAUGAUUCGUUCUUUGAAAUGGUGUCGUUGAGACCAGGUGGUGUUUAUCCAAAAGCUGUUUUGAACAAAGAACUUGAGACAUUGGCUACUUGUGGUAUGUUUGAGAGAGUUGAUUUGGAGACAAAGACGAAACCAGAUGGUACAUUGGCUGUUACGAUAUCGUUCACGGAGAGUACAUGGCAAUCGGCUGAUUCGUUUAGGUGUAUUAAUGUUGGGUUGUUGCCACAAGCGAAACCGAUUGAAAUGGAUGUUGAUAUGACUGAUAAGGAGAAGGCUGAGUUUUUUAGGAAUCAAGAGAGGGAUUAUAAGAAGAGAAUUGAUAAGGCGAGGCCGUGUUUGUUGCCAUAUCCUAUUCAGAGGGAGGUUCUGCAAAUGCUCAGGGAGCAAGGUAAGGUAAGUGCCCGUAUGCUUCAAAAGAUUCGUGACCGUGUUCAGAAGUGGUACCACGAUGAAGGGUAUGCUUGUGCACAAGUGGUGAAUUUUGGAAAUCUGAAUACCAAGGAGGUUGUGUGUGAAGUUGUAGAAGGGGAUAUUACUCAAUUGGUUAUACAGUUCCAAGAUAAGCUUGGGAACGUCUGUGAGGGAAAUACAGACCUUGCUGUUGUUAGAAGAGAAUUGCCCAAACAGCUUCGACAAGGUCAUGUGUUUAACAUAGAAGCAGGAAAGCUAGCUCUAAGGAAUAUAAACUCGCUUGCGUUGUUUUCUAAUAUUGAAGUGAACCCACGACCAGAUGAAAAGAACGAUGGGGGAAUCGUAGUUGAAAUAAAGCUUAAAGAACUUGAGCAACAGAAUGCAGAAGUGAGCACGGAAUGGAGUAUUGUGCCAGGAAGUCAAGGUCGUCCUACCCUGGCUUCAAUCCAGCCUGGAGGUACUGUUACAAUAGAGCAUCGGAAUCUCCAAGGGCUGAACAGAUCCUUAAUUGGGUCAAUAACCACAAGUAACUUUAUUGAUCCUCAGGAUGAUCUUGCUUUCAAGUUUGAGUACGUACAUCCUUAUCUUGAUGGUGUAAAAGAUCCUCGCAACAGGACCUUCCGUUCAAGCUGUUUCAAUAGUCGUAAACUGAGCCCAGUUUUCACGGGAGGGCCUGGGGUUGAUGAAGUUCCACCUAUAUGGGUUGAUCGAGCAGGUGUGAAAGCCAACAUAGCGGAGAACUUCACCCGUCAAAGCAAAUUCACUUAUGGUCUGGUGUUGGAGAAAAUCACUACACGUGAUGAAAGUAGCCAUAUAUCUCAAAAUGGUCAACGACAGUUGCCUAAUGGAGGAAUCAGUGCAGAUGGACCUCCCACAACUCUCAGUGGCACCGGUGUUGACAAAAUGGGAUUUUUCCAAGCAAACAUCACACGGGAUAACACAAAGUUUGUUAAUGGUGCAAUUGUUGGUGAGAGGAAUGUGUUUCAGGUAGACCAAGGGCUCUUUGUUGGAAGCAAAUUCCCAUUCUUUAACCGCCACCAAUUAACAUACACCAAAUUCGUCCAGUUGAAGCCGGUUGAAGAAGGUGCUGAUAAACCACCACCACCUGUGCUAGUCCUCCAUGGUCACUAUGGUGGCUGUAUCGGAGACCUCCCAAGUUAUGACGCCUUUACACUGGGUGGGCCUUACUCUGUUCGGGGUUACAACAUGGGUGAACUUGGAGCUUGCAGAAACAUUCUUGAGGUGGCGGCUGAGCUGCGGGUACCUGUGAGAAAUACUCAUGUAUAUGCAUUUGUUGAGCAUGGAAACGAUUUGGGAAGCUCAAAGGACUUAAAAGGAAACCCAACAGAAUUUUACCGGCGUGCAGGUAAUGGCUCAUCAUACGGUGUUGGUGCAAAGCUAGGUCUUGUACGAGCUGAAUACGCUGUGGAUCACAAUUCUGGGACAGGGGCCAUUUUCUUGCGAUUUGGUGAGAGAUUCUGAGGUAGGAUUUCCAUAAUCCUCGGACAUAUAUUGCAAUGCAAAGUUUUCUUUGAUACUCGUUUCUAUUAGUGCGGUUAAUUAGAGGUUCAGGUUCAAUUAUAGAGCCCUGAAUUUGGAUAAGAGUCACUAGAAUAUUAGUAGAGUAUUUUGUAAAUUACGAACUCACUUUUGUUGGAUACCUGGAAAUGACUGGUGGUGUACUUGAAUGUAGAAAACUUCUCUUCAUGAUCUGGUAACUGAUUUCUGUACUGGAAAAUUCUCAGUAACUUCACAUUACUGUUUCAAGGAUUUUCUAGCACUUCGUGAUAUGUUGCACA
Messenger RNA from Papaver somniferum (opium poppy), 2815 nucleotides. Its product is annotated as protein TOC75-3, chloroplastic-like. Lineage: Eukaryota; Viridiplantae; Streptophyta; Magnoliopsida; Ranunculales; Papaveraceae. Gene Ontology annotation, biological process: chloroplast organization; protein import into chloroplast stroma. Gene Ontology annotation, cellular component: chloroplast outer membrane. Gene Ontology annotation, molecular function: protein-transporting ATPase activity. The record is from RefSeq and is a predicted model, not a curated record. Bases 66 to 2498 code for a protein of 810 amino acids. The transcript is spliced from 8 exons.